This is a messenger RNA of Notodromas monacha, 807 nucleotides long. The record is from the annotation of a GenBank genome assembly. NCBI's taxonomy places the organism in Eukaryota, Metazoa, Arthropoda, Ostracoda, Podocopida, Cyprididae.
GUUGCUGAAACUUGGGUCAUGGGACGGGUCGGGUCAGCACCACCCGAGGUGCCCAGGGUUUGCUGCUACUGCGGUCGAGACGGUGUCAUUGCCAUUGCCUUCAUUUGGAUGGUGAGAAAAUUGCUGGAAUUAUACUUCACUGUGUAUCAUCCAGUGGGAACAUUUUGCAUUGUGGUGAUCAGUGCUGCAUCUUAUUGGCUCCACCUGGUGCACACCAAAAAUGAGCAGAAAACGCUGCUCAUUGCUCAACAAGCCCGGGAUUUCUACUCCAUCACAAAAGGAGUUUGGAACGCUGGUCUCAUUUCCGCAAUCACGUCCUCAUUCAUAAAUCUGAUCGUCUCCGUGCUGUUGGCCUAUGGUGCUUAUUUUGACAAGAACAAGUUACUGAUGCCCUGGAUGGUCAAGAACAUGUUGCUUCUGGUGGUUGGCGCAGGGUUCGGGUUCUACAAUAUUUAUUGGGUUGCCAGCUCUGCCAAUACUGAGGAUGAGUCCUCGUUCUGGGGCAGUCUUUGCGGACUUUAUUGGGUGAUUCUCGUAUCGGGUCGUUCCCGACGUCCUCUUCUUGCGCCGCCAAAGCAGUCCGCUAUCACCGGAGUUGAAAUUUCGGAAACUUUUAUGGAAGCCGAAAGGGCAUUUCUGUUGGAGACGGACGAUUUCCUUCUGCAAACGGUUCCACCUUUGCGUGAUCACGAUGUGAUUCUGUUCACGGACAACUGCCGAAUUUCACUCAAAACUGGCAAGUCAAAACCGGCGGAAGUUGAUGAUCAUGCUACGCCGAGAAGAUCUGUUGGUGCUAGCAUGAUUUAA